Sorghum bicolor (sorghum) is the source of this 1700-nucleotide messenger RNA. Its product is annotated as 5'-3' exonuclease. Lineage: Eukaryota; Viridiplantae; Streptophyta; Magnoliopsida; Poales; Poaceae. Gene Ontology annotation, biological process: DNA replication, Okazaki fragment processing. Gene Ontology annotation, molecular function: 5'-flap endonuclease activity; DNA binding. The transcript is spliced from 5 exons. The coding region runs from base 40 to 1191 and encodes 383 amino acids. The record is from RefSeq and is a predicted model, not a curated record.
UAGUCAGAAAUUGUGCGGGCUUUUGACCCAAUAACAAAUAUGGGCUUCCCCAGAAGCCCAUCAAAAUCCUUCCUCUGUUUCGUACUUUCGUUCGGCACUCUAUCCACAAACUCGAACAUCCAGCGUCGUGUACCGGUGAUGUUGCCACUGCCCACCGUGGGGGCGGGCGCCGCGUCGCCGGUCACCGCCGCAGGGGUAGCGGCACCCCUCAGGUCUCGUCCGCUCCGCCUCGUCGCGACUCGAGCCGCCACUACCCCUUCUUCUCCCUCUGCUUCCACCUCGGCCAUAUCCAGCGCGUCACCAGCGGGGCAUUCCCGCAAGCACCUGUCGGUCAGGGACGGCUCCCCGUCGAAGCCCACCAAGCCCCGGGUGUUCUUCCUCGACGUCAAUCCUUUAUGCUUCCGCGGCUCCCAGCGCAGCCUCGGCGCCUUCGCGCGCUGGCUGGCGCUCUUCUUCGCACACGUCAGCCUCCGUGACCCUGUCGUCGCUGUUUUGGACGGGGAAGGAGGAAACGAGUACCGGAGGCGGUUGCUGCCUUCGUACAAGGCGCAUAGAGCUCGCGGAGUCGGCACUGGCGCUGACACGCGCGUCGUUAACGUUCUCCGCGAAUGCAAUGUCCCGGUUGUAAGAGUCGAUGGAUAUGAGGCUGAUGAUGUGGUGGCUACCUUGACAGAACAGGUUUUACAGAAAGGUUACAGAGUUGUCAUUGCCUCACCAGAUAAAGACUUCAAGCAGCUGAUAUCUGAUGAUGUUCAGCUAGUCAUGCCCAUUCCUGAGAUUGGCCGAUGGUCUUUCUAUACAUUAAGGCAUUAUGUCGCUCAAUACAAGUGUGAUCCAACUGCAGACUUAAGCCUUAGGUGCUUCAUGGGUGAUGAAACAGAUGGUGUUCCAGGAAUCCAGCACUUGGUUCCAGGAUUUGGUCGAAAGACUGCAGUGAAACUACUGCAAAAACAUGGUUCAUUAGAAAACUUGCUAAACACAGCUGCAACUAGAACUGUUGGCAAAGAUUAUGCCCAGGAUGCUCUCACUAAGCAUGCAGAUUACUUACGGAAAAAUUACGAAGUUCUUAGUCUGAAGAGGGAUGUAAGUGUUCAGUUUGAUGAUAAUUGGUUAUCCACGAGGAACACAAGCAAUGACACCAAUGUUCUAGCUGACUUCAUUCUUAAAUUUAAUGGCCAAGGCAGAAGCUAAAUAGCUGGUACAGUAAAACAUUUGUACAAGCUGGACUUGUUCGUCACCAGUCACCAACCACAUGAUCUAACCAGAACAGAGGGAUGCAUAAAGGUUGAAGGAGCCAGCUGCUGAAAAAACUGCGUAUGCUGUAUACCCUUGCUCCAAAGAAAUAGUCAUCACACAUUCUCGCUUGUGAUGUGUGGAACUGGAGUAGCCGUGUAAAAUAGAAGGUGUCUUGGUGGCUACAUGGUGUCCGGGAUAAGCUUAAGAAUAUCCAGGAGACCAGGACCAAGCUGCAGUGGUACUACUACUGUGCCGUAGCCUGUAAAAUCCACAAUUAUGUUGCCAGGAGAUUACAGAUGGAGUACAUUGUACUGGUAGCAGCUCGUUGAUGUAUAUGCAGUUUAUCGUAAGCUUGUACUAAGACAUAUACAUCGGAUACUGCUUGUACUACUAAAAUUUUAUUUACUGCUUGUAUGAUGUCCCAACGUUUUUGUCAGGAUACAGGAAGCUUAUAUGAUGUGCUA